Messenger RNA from Hemicordylus capensis (graceful crag lizard), 852 nucleotides. RefSeq names its product leucine-rich repeat protein soc-2 homolog. The coding region runs from base 55 to 852 and encodes 265 amino acids. The transcript has a single exon. The record is from RefSeq and is a predicted model, not a curated record. Gene Ontology annotation, molecular function: protein binding. NCBI's taxonomy places the organism in Eukaryota, Metazoa, Chordata, Lepidosauria, Squamata, Cordylidae.
UGAUAAUAUUAUCAAGAGUGGCUAACAUUGGAAAAUAACUUUUUCUCUUCUGCUAUGGCUGGCAGGAAGAUGAAGCCAGCCUGUCGCACCCCUUUGCCCUGUCUUGGCACUGACCUGCCAUGGAAAUAUCAAACAGAACAUGAUCCUCAGCAUGAAGGUGGGAAAAAGCUCAAAUUAGAAGGCAAGGAAUUGGUGGUGGUGCCUCCCCAGCUCUUUGCACUGGAAGGACUGCAGGUUUUGGAGAUGAGCCCAGAAAGGGAGAGCUGUCUGAGGUAUAGGAUGGAUCUCAUCCCACAUGAAAUUGGACAGCUGAGGAACCUAACAUUCCUCUACUUGGACUCCAACAACCUGAAAGAACUUCCUGUUGAGAUUGGCUCUUUAGCCAACUUGGAAAGGCUUACUCUUAGCAACAACAGUUUAAUCUCCCUGCCCAAGGAGAUUAGGGGCCUCCAGAGACUCCGCAGCCUCCAUCUGGCGAAUAACAACCUGGCCGAACUGCCAGCAUCCAUCUGUCAGCUGAGGAGUCUGGUCUUCCUGGAUGCCACAGAUAACCACAUCAGUUUCCUCCCUGACAGCAUCCGGCAACUACAGAAACUGGAAACUCUGCUGCUGCUCUUCAACUCUCUGGAGAGUUUGCCAAGGGGAAUCUGCUUUUUGAAGUCUUUGGGCACUCUCUGGUUGGGCCACAACAAGCUGCCGGCCCUUCCACCGAACUUUGGCUGGUUGGUGAAUUUGGAUUGGGGAUCAAAUUACUGUUCAUGCAAUUUUGAGGGCAAUCCACUGGUGCAGCCACCCCCUGAAGUAUGCAGUGGGGGGCCUACUGCAAUCAGAAGGUAUUUUGCCUCAUUGUAA